AUGGACCGUUUGGUGAAGCUUCGUCACCGUUUAUCACCGGGAAUUGUAUCCCUGAACGGUAGUUCCACGUCGUUGGGCGCUGGUUAUGAAACGGCAAAUGAUGAUAGUCUCACAUCGGGAUGUUCGAUGUAUUUUUCGAUGACCGAUGAUGAACCGGGGAAUGCAGAGCAGCAAACGGAAGAAAAAUCGGCCAGGGUGUCGAAUGGCCACCGAAAUGGUGAGGACAGUUCAAUUGACAAAACCCUGGAGAAUGAUUUUUCCGUUGAAGAAGUCAGUACUAUUCGAAAGCCGGUGCUUGCGCACGCUUCACCGGCAACCGUAAAGCUGGCGAAUAAGAUGAGUGUCAAAUAUUUGGGAGUUUCUUCGACACCUGCUAAAUUACUUAGAAGCGCUGGUAAAAAGAUUGCUGUAACCCCCGGCAGUGAGACGGAUAAUCUGAGCGGAUUGGCUAAGCUAGAUGAAACGGAUGAGGCUAAGCAUUCGUCUUCUAUGCUGCAAAAGAUGAGAGAGCCAAAAAUGUCCGAUUGCUCAUCAGAGGACGCGGAAGAGUCGAAGAUAACGCUGGAAGGUAGCGUAAUAGUUGCUGUGCCGGGUUUGGAGGGGAAUAAAUCGUUCGGGACAAACGUACUGGCUAACUUUUUCGCCAAUCUCGACGUCAACAAAGGUACACCGAUUCCAGAAAUCAAAGUAAAUCAACCUGAUGGAAAGCCGGUUGAGGUCGGUCAAACUCCGCCCAAAGGGCGUGAAUCUAAUCCGCUGAAGACUUUCUUUGAGUCGCUUAAGAAAAAUCCCGAUAACAAGCCGGAAAAGGAAAAUCAACCUCAGUCGGAUCGGCGAAAAAGCGUUAGGAAAUCGCUAAUUCCAAAAGCGCCCACAAACAAUUCUAAAAUAAGAAGUCCACUCGUUCGAGGUUCUAUCAGCGAAAACCGUGUUGCUUCCCCCAUAGCAAAACCUGCCCGAAAAUCGGUGCUAACCAAGAUGAUUCCGGACAAGCUUAAGGAAAUGCGAAAAACCAAUCAAAUGGAAUUGGUGAAUUUCAAGCGAAAAUCUGUUAUUCCAUCGCCCAAAGCGGUAGCAUUAAAGCCGGAAACCGUACCGAAACCAACGUUGCCGCCAUCUCGAGCAAAACCCGUUGGCGAUUCGCUCAGAACCGUUAGCGCUAUGCGUAAAUCAGUAAUUCCUGGUGGAAAACCUUCCCCGUUGAAGCGAAAAUCAGUUGUACCCACAGCCAUUGCCUCUAGAAGGUCUGUAUUGCCAGCGAAAAAUUCUCGUCGCUCGGUAGUUCCCCCGUUUUCCAGUGCAGUUCCUCCAACAAAAAUUGUUCCCCUUCGAGUGCCAUCCAAGACGACCGUCACCAGUAGUGAUACUUCACUGAAAAGUGUCCUUGGUAAACGGGCCAGUACGGCUGCGACUGCCGAUGGUUCGGCCGAACCCGUUUCAAAGCUACGCAAAUCACUUGCGCCAGUGAAGGAAUCUAUUAGCAGCUUACGGCGAGUGUCUCCCCGGGCGGUCAGCGCACCGAAAGUCAUUUCGCGAAUUCGUCCGCCUUCAACAAACCCCGAAGCAGCCGGUACUGGAUUCAAAAAACCGGAGACAUUGGCUUGCGAAACUUGCCAGCGUGUGUUUCGGUUCAAAUCGUCACUGGAAAGCCACCGCAAGAUUGUCCAUCAGAACGGUUCACUUACUCAAACAACAAAAGCUUCCGGCCCCAGCAAAGGCAACAAAAGCAGCGAAUCGAUUCCAACGGAAACACGCUGUCGCUUCUGCUCGAAAUCGUUUGCAAACGAAAAAUUUCUUUCGAAUCACGUAGUUUCGAACUGCGACAAAAUUCCGCUUUUGGAAAAACGAAAACUGCUGGCUCACGAAGAGCAACAGCGGGCGGCUGCAAUUGGGCGUUCGUCACCGCGCGCUCGUCCGGCCACUGUCCCUCGCGCCAAAAUGGACUCAACCGGAAGCAACAAGAGCAACAACCGUUCGGCCGAAGUGACCCCCUCGGACACGUCGACUUCCAGCAGCGUGGGAGACACCAGCACGGCUUCGGCUUCGUCGCUAACUGGUGCCGGUGGUGGUGGUGGUGGUAAUGGCAAAAAACGUCCUCAAGUCAUGUCAGCCUCUAAGCGGGCCAUCGGCCACAGCGGUAUCGUACGGACCCCGAAGCGGGAAAUGAAGUGCCAUCAUUGCGGUCGUGGAUUUUUAAAUGCGGUCGAGUACGGACUGCACGUUCAGGCGCACUCGAACGGUGGAUUGGAACCGUCGCUCGACGCGGGCGGGUCGCCGAAGUCGUCCGAAGGGCCGUUGGACGAAACGACGGUGGAGAAAACGUUGCAAACCACCAAUGGUGCACCGAUCGAUAUUGCGGCAAGGCUAGCAUCGAUUCGCAGUCGGAUGAAGAGCAGCAACAAGUGA
This is a messenger RNA of Sabethes cyaneus, 2406 nucleotides long. Its product is annotated as zinc finger protein 532. Gene Ontology annotation, molecular function: DNA-binding transcription factor activity, RNA polymerase II-specific; sequence-specific DNA binding. Gene Ontology annotation, biological process: regulation of transcription by RNA polymerase II. Gene Ontology annotation, cellular component: nucleus. NCBI's taxonomy places the organism in Eukaryota, Metazoa, Arthropoda, Insecta, Diptera, Culicidae. The record is from RefSeq and is a predicted model, not a curated record. Bases 1 to 2406 code for a protein of 801 amino acids. The transcript has 2 exons.